GCUGACUUUACACCAAGCUGCGUGUACACACAUUAAAUGCACUCGUAAUAUUUCUCCCUUGUUCUUAAUGUAUCUGAUUCGCUGAGGAUUUCCGAACCGUGGUGGUAAUAUAUGACUUGAACUAGAUUUUUUUUAUUGGGUUUUAUUUCCCACUGUUUUGCUCUUUGUUUCAUUCCGAGCCUAAUUUAUAUUUUGGUGUAAGAUAGGCGGAUACUUAUACAUGUAAAUAUUGUAUGUGCGUGCGUGCGUGCGUGUAUGCAAUGUAUGAAUAGAUAACUGUAGAUUCUUUCUGUGCCUGUGUGUGUAUUCCUGCUUUAUCAACAUAACGUUAAACUCACGACUGACAGAAGUAAAAAUAUAUAUAUAUAGAUAUAUAUAUAUACAUAUAUGUAAAAUACGAGCAACAACAUAAUUCUAAAGAGUAGAUUUUUUUUAUAUUACGUCACGUCUUCUGCCAGACUCAUUCGAGACAGUAUAAAAGCUCGGUGUCAUUACCAUUUUAUUUAAAAUCUAACCAAAACCUGUUUCUACUUAUAUUGGCUCGUCAACAAGCAAUGCCACAUACGUUUGUAAAGUUGCAUUUUCUUUCUUUUACAAUUGCUCCUUGUUGCGUGCCUUGACUUCUAAAAUUUUCACACUGGAACUUAUCACGAACAUAUAUAUAUAUACAUCAAGAAGAAUUUCAUGUUAAAAUCCUAUUCUGUACGCUAAAGUUUAACUGUAGCAUAGCUUAUCAGUUCCCUGCAUGUGUAUAAUGUAUGUAAAUUUAACGAGAUAGUAAACCUACUCACAAUUUUCUCCGUCGCUGACGUAAAUUGUGAUUUGAAGCUAUCUUGUUUAUCUGUUCUCUAAGCGAUGGAAUCGUCGGCAUUGUUAUGUAAAGACGACCUCUGCUAUUGGAGAGCAGACUUGCCGAGGAUUACAGGUGAUCAUUACCAACUAGAAGACGGACAGCAGCUUCAGGGUCUUUUGCCUAUCACAGUUAAUACUUCUAGUAAUAUGCUGUGAUUUUGCUGCUCGUCAUUUUUGUCUUUAGUUUUACAAUACAGUUGUCUUUCUCUACCAGAACAGGCAACACAGUCACUAAACGUAUUAUUAUCCCUUUAUAAACAUAUAUACCUACACCUUCCUUUUUUUAUAUAUACAUAUAAACAUACAAACACCUAUUCUUACAUACAGACAAAUAUCUGACACCUUGAAGACCUGUCCUUUCUUUACAAAGGAUCGGUCGUUGCUGAAAUGGUGUCUUUUAUGAGUAAAAAGAAACGUUAUAAGUUCAACGUGAAUUUUACACUGGACGAACUUUCUUCCGUGCCAUUUGUCAGCGGAAUUUUGUUUGCUAAAGUGCGGCUACUCGAUGGAGGAAAUUACACACAUUUGUCGUCAAGAGUUGAACUUGCAAAUAACUGUGUAAAAUGGGGUUGCCAAUUUUGUUUCCUCUGCAAGAUGACAGCAAAUGCCUCGAAUGUAGUAUUGGAACCUUGUAUAUGCAGAGUAUCAAUACGGAAGGAGCUAAAAGGAGGACGAUCAUAUCAAAAGCUUGGUUUUGCAGACAUCAACCUAUCAGAAUUUGCAGGAGCUGGUAUCCUGUCUAGAAAAUACCUUCUGAAUGGUUAUGACUAUAAGAAUCGGCAAGAUAAUUCCACAUUAAAAGUGACUAUUGAAAUGACAUUACUCUCUGGUGAUCCAGUUUUCAAAGUGGAAAAACUUCCUCAGUCAGUUACAUUUUCAGCAGACUUGAGAGCUGACCAUGGCAUUGAAAAUAAAGUGGACAGUAGUGAAGGAAGCCUUGCUUCGAACAGUAGUGGUUUUGGUAGUUUACCUAGAAAAGACAAACCGAACAUUGCUCCACUUGAGGUUCCUCCUAUUUUAACUGAUCCAGAAGGAGCCCGUGAUGUCGAUUUUGAGAAGAGCCAUUCCCGAAAUUCUAGCUAUGCCAGUCAACAUUCGCGAGGUUCCGGAUAUGGAUCUCUUGGUCAUAGUCGGCAGUCAAGUUUAAGUAAUGAUAUUCACGGACAUACUAGAUUGUAUGUCAGAAGUCCGAGUGCAGGAUCUGCUUUGAAUGAUUCUGGAAAAAUAGAAAGAAGACGUAAACUUGAAGACCCAAUUGAACGUCGAGUAGAUUCAACAAGAGUUGAUGCUGAAGACCUUGUAGAAGAACUUAUAAAAGGAACAGAUCUACGCCUUGAUGACAGUGAAGAACGAUCUGGGCUUCAAUUGUUUAUUGAUACAGAUGGAAAGACUGCCUUGCGUUGAAAAUGAUGAUGGUGAUUUUGCAUCGAUACGAUCCAAUUGCCUUCUUGGGGAUUUGUAAAUGGGUCUCUUUUGGUGGGAAUAUUGGGAUUUCUGCAGCAGUUGCUUCCUGGUUGUCUUUUGAUAUUUAAACCUAUCACCACAAUGCUGGUCAUGUGGAGAAAACCUUUCUGUUCUUCAAAACUUCUGAACUAUUGUCCUACCUUUAGACUUUGCCUGUCAGUCUAUCUAUCAAUUUGUUUCCAAUGCAAAUUUUUUUUUUGUCUGUAAAAUUUCAAACACAGAUAAAUGUGGUAGAAAGUUAAAAAUAAUCCCUUUGUAGAGACAACUUUAACUAGAUUUCCCAUGGCUCCUCUGGAAAGUAAACAUAGACUAUGAAAAUUUAAGUUCGGUCUACUUCUCUAUCUCUUCCCUCCUCUUUCUGUCUCAUGUCUAUCUGUUUCUUACUGUCUUUUUCUGUCCAUGCUAUCUUUUUCUCUCUAGCCUGAUCAGUCUUUUCCUUUCACUCCCUUUCCAUAUAUCUCCCUAUCACCCUCAGUAUCUAUAUAUUCUGCUCUGUAGUUAUAUUUCUCUCUCAUUAUAUAUUCCCCAUCACUCUCUAUCUUUCUGCCUGUUCAUCUACUUAUCCUAUUCAGCUAUCUAUCUGUUCAUCUAUCAGUUAAUCUAUCCCUAUUAAUCUUUGUCUAAAUCUCUUCAUUUUUAUAUUCACCUCUAGCCAUCUCUCAAUCCAACUACAUGCGUGUGCUUGUGCACACACACAUACACACACACACACAUCAUACAUCACACCUUACAGUGAUUUAAAGCUGUAUGUCUUAUUAGAUUGCUGAAAUAUCACUCCACCUUUUAUUUUUUGAUAUAGAAUAACUCUCAACUUUAGAUGUUAUAGUGCCUAUACUUCUUUUUCUUCAUAUCACCUACCAUCACAUUCUGAAUGGUUAGCUGCUCAAUCCCAUUUCAGCGAAAUCUUACAUGCAAGCCAUUCCCAUGGGAAGUCUGUUAUCUGCUUUUCUCUCUUUCAUAUUAUCUUUGUCAUAACUCUACCUCCAAUCUUAUGAAAUGCAUUGGUACUUUUAUUAUAAAAUUUCCUUUCAAUAGAAUACUUGAUAAAGAAAAAAAAAUCAAUAUGCAAGAAGAAAAAAAGAGUAUACUGAUUUAUUUACAAUUGUGUAUAUAUUUUUUUUAAAAAUCUUUUUUAACAUUUUUCUUUAUAAACCCCAUUACUUAUUUGAUAUUAUUUAAGGGAUACUGUGGAAACAGACAAAUGUUUUGAGGCAUAUCUAUGCCUAUAAUGAAGGUCUUGUCAUAAGAUCUGUUUUUCCAUUAUUUUUUUUCCUUUUUAUUUUUUAAACUUGAAAAAAAUUUUUAUUUUGGUACAGUAGCUGUAGAUAUUAGAAGUACUAGACUGAGGUAUUUAAAGACAUUUACUCCAUACCAGUUUUCUUACAUGCUGUGUAUCAUCACUGCUGUUGGAUUAAUCUUGUGGUAGUAAUUGAACUUAUCAAUUCUGAGUUUAAAAAAAAAAAAUUAUUUUAUCUUUUUUUUCCUCAAAUUUAAAUAUCUCGUCUCGAAAUCAUAUGUUAGAACAACAAUAGCCUCCUAACCUGUGAUUUACAGAAAAAAAAAUGUUUUAUUUUAAUAAAAAGCAAUCAGUUAC
This is a messenger RNA of Octopus sinensis (East Asian common octopus), 3910 nucleotides long. Its product is annotated as protein FAM102A. Bases 1240 to 2256 code for a protein of 338 amino acids. The transcript has 9 exons. Lineage: Eukaryota; Metazoa; Mollusca; Cephalopoda; Octopoda; Octopodidae. The record is from RefSeq and is a predicted model, not a curated record.